Messenger RNA from Trypanosoma brucei brucei TREU927, 642 nucleotides. Its product is annotated as ribosome biogenesis regulatory protein (RRS1), putative. Gene Ontology annotation, molecular function: protein binding. Lineage: Eukaryota; Euglenozoa; Kinetoplastea; Trypanosomatida; Trypanosomatidae. Gene Ontology annotation, biological process: endonucleolytic cleavage in ITS1 to separate SSU-rRNA from 5.8S rRNA and LSU-rRNA from tricistronic rRNA transcript (SSU-rRNA, 5.8S rRNA, LSU-rRNA); ribosomal large subunit biogenesis; ribosomal large subunit export from nucleus. Gene Ontology annotation, cellular component: nucleolus; preribosome, large subunit precursor; nucleus. The record is from RefSeq and is a predicted model, not a curated record. The coding region runs from base 1 to 642 and encodes 213 amino acids. The transcript has a single exon.
AUGAGUGAGUAUCACAUGGAUCUGGGGCUUCUUUGCGUGACGAACAGCUCUCUGAUUAGUGGACCGCAGCGGAGCGAGGGAGACCUCCACCAGUCCACCCUUGAAGCCAUGAAGGUACUUCUGAAGGAGUGUUGUGAGUUACCGACGGCAACAAAGAGAGGAAAGUUUGACGGAUCUACGACUCUGCUGAAACUUCCACAGCCCGUUAUGCAACUCCCUCGUGAGAAGGCACCACCAAAGCCGAAACCGCCCACAGCAUGGGAAAAGUUUGCCAUGAAAAAGGGAAUUGCACUCAACCGUAAGAAGACGAACCGUGUCUUUGAUGAGGAGCGUCAGGUGUGGAAGGACAAGUGGGGCAAACGCGCCCGUGAGGAGAAGGAAAAGUACGACUGGUUAAGAGAGGUGGGGCCCAACUACGUCCCGCAGGAGGAGGGUGGCGAUCCAUUCUUGGACGAACGUAGGGUGAAGAAGGAGAGACUUGAGAAACAAAAGAAGAAAGAGGAACACAAUAAGCGCCGCUCGGAACACAUUUCUCGUGCACAGGAAGAGGUGAAGCACCUCACCGCUGCCGCAAAGCAUCUGGCAACCGCCUCAAACGGCAAGUUCGACAAGGUGUCGCUCAGGAAGAAGGGUAAAAAGUAA